Messenger RNA from Medioppia subpectinata, 768 nucleotides. Lineage: Eukaryota; Metazoa; Arthropoda; Arachnida; Sarcoptiformes; Oppiidae. The record is from the annotation of a GenBank genome assembly.
UGUAAAUCACAUCACAUGUAGUGAUCGCUUGAUUAUUGAGGUUUUAUUUACAAUUAAAGACAAUUUAGUGUACAAUUAGUGCCAAAAAUGGUCCGUAAGCUAAAACAUGUGGAGAGAAAACUGCUCCGGAAAGUGGAUUUCAUCGAUUGGCCCACAAAUAAUGUCAAAGAGUUGGCGAUUAUGAAGAGAUUUGGUAUCGAAAGACACGACUAUACCAUAUAUAAUAAGAUGUGUCACAAGAUAUGGAAAUUGUCUGAAACGGUGGCCGCACUGCCCGUCAACGACGGCUUCCGCAACGAGUCCUCCCAACAGCUGAUGGAGAAGUUGUAUUCAAUCGGUUUAAUCAAAACAAAACGCCUCAAGAAAUGCAAUUCAGUUAAUGUGAAGGCGUUUUGUCGCCGAAGACUUCCCGUAUAUAUGAUUCAGUCGGGAAUGUUUUCCGGACCCCUCUCUAUGGCCGGUACGGCGUUUUGUCGCCGAAGACUUCCCGUAUAUAUGAUUCAGUCGGGAAUGUUUUCCGGACCCCUCUCUAUGGCCGUGAAAUACGUAAAACACGGUCACAUUAGGGUCGGACCAAAUGUGGUGACAGAUCCGGCAUUUCUGGUCACCAGAACUCACGAAGACUUCAUUUCAUGGACCGAUAACUUGAGGACAAAAAUAGAUACUUAUAAUGACAAUAGAGAUGACUAUAAAGACUAAAUCACUUGAAAUUGUAUUUUUUCAAUAAAAAAUAAUUUAUAUUUAUUUUAUAAUAAAUAACUUUAAAUU